CUGUCACUUUAAGAAGCACCGAUGCAGCAGACGCAGUCGCCUCAUUUCGUCUCCGGGCUUCAUGGCUGCAGGAUGGACUCGCGUCAGCAUCAGCAGCAUCUUUUCUUCCUGUUGCCACCGGGGACUCUUCAUCAUCGACCAUCAAGUGUGGCGGGAACCGAGGCUUCUCUGCGAUGCGCAACUUCCACCUGGCGAAAUGGUAUUGUCUGAUGAAGGUCUGUUGGAAAAAAAUCAGCUGUGUCGGUGUUUUGUGCGCGUGCACAGCUAUCCAGAACCUUUGAGAUUCGGGGUAUAUACGUCCCCGUUAAAUGACCGUAUUCAGGACACACACAGCUGGGACUUAAUGUCUGAACUGUUUCUAUCAGAAGCUGCGUUUUCUUUUAUGGAAAGUACCUGCUGGGUUGUUCGAUGUCCUGUUUAGAGACUCCUUUGUAGUCAGCUGACUUUUUCAGCUUAUAAUGAAAAAAAAAAAGUAAUCACACCAGACCUGCCUGCUUAUCUAACACUGCUUUACAGUAUAGGCGACAGAUGUGGGGAGGAAAAAAAAAUCCUGCAAUUUAAUGCCACAAUUAUUAUUCAAGGACACAUCCCUAUUUAUCCCGAAGCAUUGUGGAACCAUCAGCUGACUAUCUCAUCUCCACGUCUGAAUGCUGCUUUAAGUAGUUCCAUCCUGCUGCAUGUGUGCUGCUCGCCUCCACAUAACACCGAUACUCACACUUACGUAAGAUGAUUGCGUAUUUCUCACCAAUAACGUACUGGCCACUUGUUGCGCAGACAGAAGGGAGGGAGGUGAGAUGUCCUGUCUCGUCGUCCUAGAAUUUAAAUAUAGGACAAAAAUUAAUAAAUAUGCGUGUGUUUCGUUUUGACUUUUCAUCAGUAUAUGCUGUGUGUGCAGCCACUAUAGAGAUUUAUCCAUAAGCAGGUUAUUUCAGGCCUAAAGAUCAGCAGGUUGAAGUCAGGCACUUUUCAAGAAGGAAGAGAAUAUGUUGUCCUCAUCUUUCAUUUUUUCUUUUCGAUAGAAAUGUACUUUUCCACAAUUGGGGUGGUGAGCUACCACCCAAAGCUAUCUGAUUAUUUUUACUUUUAUAUAUAAACAGGGGGCGGAGCUACCAAUGAGGUCAUGUCCUCUGUGUCAAUCUACAGCUACAGUUUUUACAGCACCAAAUCUAAACAAAUAGGACUAGGUUUGUUUAUAGAUAUUAGUGCCGGGAUACCAAACUUUGGAAAUAUAUAAAGCUGUUUUGACCCUUUUAUUCAUUUAACAAUAAAUGUCAAACUGCUAAUUGCAGCAGAGUUUAACAGAAUAAGAUUCACCAAAAUCAAACGGUCUAAAGAUAGAUAAAAUUGGAAUAGGAAAAAUCUGAUCAAAUAACAAGUAAAUAAGUCUAAAACUCCAGCCAGCGCAUUCAAUACUUAAGUCUUUCGAUACCCAGCUGUACAAGACAGAUACCUUCACGUAUCAGGGAAUAAAUUACAGAUAAUAUAAUUAAACAGUUUACAGAAUACAUUUAACAUGAAAGAUCCAAGUAAGUAAAUCUAAAUAUUUUAGAUUUUCUGAAAUGCUUGCUACGGCACUGCUUUUAUGUGAUAGGGUGAUUUUUUUUUUAUGUAGGGACCCUUUAAACUCCUGUAGUGUUGUCACCAAAUGUCAGAUGUACUUUGUUGCCCUUUGACAUCAGUUAAUGUGACGGUUCAUCACGUUUAUGUGCAGCUCUGCAGGACACAGCUCGGAGAGAGGCAGCUGACAGUGAACUCACUGUUCCCCUUUGUGUCAGCACAGAAAGGAGGCUUUAUUUGCUGCUGGCGUACACUAUUUUAAUUAGGGUUAGGGUUACAUUAUUGUCAUUGACUUGCAGUGAAGAAGCACAUAAUGGCCACAACACAGUAUGCUACAAGGAAUAUUUGUGAUUUAGAUUACUGUUAGCUGAUUUGCAGGUUUUGCCUCUGAUGUGUUUUUGUUACGGUCCAGCUGUGAGGGCUCCUAGCAUCCCUCUCUAGAGGCAGCAGUGGAGCGGUUGGAGGUCCCUCGCAUGUCAAUGUCGCUCACUCCGAGUCGAAAGCCCUCCUCAGGCGCUCCGUUGGCACUGGUGGCGGCUGCGGGCGAUAUUCCCACACUGAUACAUCCAGUAUUCACACCUACCCCGGUCGGGUUAGGGCAGCAGAGGGCAGCCCCAUGGCUCGGACAUAUCCCAGCACACCCAGGCGACAUGCAAAGCACACAGCUUGCAAUGACAACCAUGGGAUCAGGCCCCCGACCCCGGAGCAGUACCUUACCCCUCUGCAGCAGAAGGAGGUGUGUAUACGACAUCUGCGAGCCAGGCUGAGGGACAAUGUGGAAAGACUACAACACAGAGACUGUGAAAUAGAUGGGUUGAGGUCCCAACUGUACAGGAUGCAGGAGGACUGGAUAGAGGAGGAAUGCCACCGCGUGGAGGCCCAGUUGGUGCUGAAAGAGGCCCGCAAGGAGAUCCAACACCUUCAGGAGGUGGUGGAUACAGUGAAGUCCAACCUGAGCGUCCGCGAACAAAACCCCCAUGACUACAAGCCUUACUCGGGGCUGCAGGCAGCUCGGCAAGGGGGCAAGUCUCGCUCCUGUGGCUGUUCCCCAGCAAGCACUUUAAGUCGCAGCGCCACCCGCACCCGACUGAGCAGCGAGGCCCUGCAUCUGGAGCACAGCCCGAACGCUCCCGAGUCAAGCAGAGCAUCUCGCCCAGCAGGACAAACCCACCUGCUCCUGGAGGCGGCCCUCCUGUCGGAGCAGCUGCCUCCGCAGGGCCACAUGCGAGGCCCCCCGGCUGUGCCACGCGCUUCCACCUACGAAAGGCUGUGCAGCGGGGGGGCGGUGUUGCCAAUGUCACACUCCUGCCACGCCCUCAGUGGCAGCAGCAGCUGCAAGUGCAGUGGCCACACCUACCUCCCUCAUCACCACUUGUUCCUGCAUUUACCUCAGGAGGAGGCCCCGGUUGCAGCGGAAACUGCUGCUGCCCGUGCCAGUGAUCCUAUCCCUACUCCCUCUCCUGCAGUGGAGAAGAAACCAGAGGUGCGCUCCCAGGCCUGCAGCCCAACCAUGACCUGGCUGUGUGAGGAAAGCGGCGUCGAAGAGCUGAGUAUCAUUUCUUUAGCCACAGCAGACGUCACCCCCUCAGAACCACAUCUGUUUCCAUCGUCUUUACCUGCCGGGCUCCCUCCUGAGCAUUCAUACAGCGUAGAGCCGCUACCAGCCGACAAACCAGAGCAGGUAACAAAGAUGCCAGUAGAGCCCCACACCUGCCAGCCCCCCCCUUCAGCUCCUCUCCCAGAGAGGCGGGACGCUACAGUGGUGGAGAUAGAGGAGGACGAUGGGGACGGAACCGAAGGUGCGAAUGAAGACGGGUAUUCCCCUCAGCUGUGCCACUGGAGCCCCUACUUCCUCGUGGAUCUGUUGGCUUUGGCGAUGCCAGUGGUCCCGACCAUGGCGUGGCUGUGUCGAGGGGCGUCGCGGGAAGUCCUGCCGGUGUAUCAUAUUGGCUCCCUGCUGAGAGGUUGCUGUGCUGUGGCCCUCCACUCACUUCGCCGCAGGGGUGCAGGCAGGGGACGCAGGCCGACCAGCAUGAAUGGGACAACAGCAAUCUGAGACAUUAGGAAGACAACUCCCAACCUCUGCAAUGCUGAUUUCAUUACGAUUUGCUCAUUGCCGUUUGUUGGAUAUCUCCUCUUAUAAGAUUUCUAGGUUUUACAUACCGUCCUCGUGAUUUCGUGGUCAUGCCUUGCCUUAGAGAACAAAUGAUUAGUCGUACAUUAUUUCAUUACUCAAAUAUACUUACUGCUACUGCCUGAGGUUUAAGUGGUGUUCUCUUUAUUGGAAUCUGCAUGUAACCCAGUUUGGUUGGGUUCCCUUGCUUGAAUUAAAAAGCCUGUAUCUGGAUUUAGAUGAUACCUUCUGGGCAAAGAUAUGCACUUUAUCUUAUGAAAAUGAGCAGAAGAAAAAUAGUCUGUUGAAUGCUCCUCUAUUUUCAUCAUCACAUUUUUAAACAUUGUUAAAUGGGAGAGUCGCAGUCAUGAAAUACAUGACAGUCAGUGUUUACCUGACAGGAGCAGUUAAUAGAUUUACAGAGCACAGUGAGUGAAGGCAGCAAAGUCAUUUCCACCCACGAAAAUAUUGAAUGUGGUUGAAAGCUGCCGGGACGUUUCCCUUUUGGAAAGCGUGUGCAUCUAAUCUGGUUCCGAGGUGCAGAACAGACAAAUCACUGAUAUGUUUGCCAAUAAACAACACAAGGGAGUUUAAAACUAUUUAUUUGAUCCUGAUGGGACGUUCAUCCUCAACAUUAACUAAUUAAUAUUUUUUCUUUGCUAAAAUAGUGAACCUGAAAUUAAAAAUAACAAAAAUCUGCAGUUUACAAACUAAAUAUACAAAGUAGGAGAAAACAGCAAACAAAGCACUGUGUUCAUAGCUUUUCAGCAGGACGGACUUUAAUCUGGUUGUGUAUCUACAAUCACAUAUUUCUAUAAAAGCUUUAGGGAAUAGGCAGCACAUACAGUAGAUCGUGAUCCACACAGCUAAAUGAAUGAAGGACUUGGAUGAGCAUUUUUGUUUACUGACUUUGAGAAGAGAGAACUGUUUUUGAUACAGUGAUAUAUUUUCUAAUUUUACAUGAUCUUUGCACAGCUGCAAGCAAAGAUUAACACUUUGCGUCGGUGUAGGUUGCUCCCACAGCACUGUUUAGCAGUUUAUAAUAAUGAUGUACUGUGUGUAUCAUUGUAUACUCAUCUUACAAGUGGCCCUUUUGUGUGUCGACUGAAAUGGCUCAAUUGUAACUAUAAACUACGAUGUGCAGUGUGUAUGGUUACUGAUUUCAGCCUUAUUCUGCAGAAAGAGCGAUGUUUUAGCUUUCAGGGAUCUGUCCAAUAAGGUUUUGUUGAUUGUUCAAUCAAUAAUUCAGCUUUAAGACGGAGGAAUAGCUACAAAUUUAAACUUCAAUGGAAAAUAAAGUGUAAUAUAUCUGUUUGGAGGGACGCAGAUUGCAAUGUUUGAACUUUUUACUUAUUUUCAAUUUGUUUGACUUCGGCUCCAGAGGAACUACAUUUCCUUCAUAUUAAAACUUGCUCGAUAUUUCACUUAUCCUUCUCCAUGUGAAACUAGACCUCCCAUCAGCUUGUAAUGUACAUGCAAAUUAAAUAGUGAAUUGUACUAUUGCACAGAAUAUUGCAAAAUACCCUGGGUAUUUCCUCUUCUUGGAAAAUAAAAUAUGCUUCUCUC
Messenger RNA from Anarrhichthys ocellatus (wolf-eel), 5236 nucleotides. It is a transcript of the gene snpha, whose product is annotated as syntaphilin a. The record is from RefSeq and is a predicted model, not a curated record. The transcript is spliced from 4 exons. Gene Ontology annotation, biological process: neuron differentiation. Gene Ontology annotation, cellular component: mitochondrion; cytoplasmic microtubule. Lineage: Eukaryota; Metazoa; Chordata; Actinopteri; Perciformes; Anarhichadidae. The coding region runs from base 2174 to 3613 and encodes 479 amino acids.